GUCUUACAUGUGCUAGCGACACAGUUGGUUCGCACCGAACCAUCGAUAUGAUGCGAUUGCUUUGACCCACCACUCAUUUAAUUGCAGCAGUUACGCAAUUAAACGUUUUCUCAAGUGUGUUUUACGGCGAAUUAUUUUUUUUGGCGGCUACGAAGAAAAGGCAGAAGAGAGAAGAUAUAUACUUAUUAGUGGCAUGUCAACCGCGAGCUACGUCGUACUUGCAGACAGGCAAUUAUGAAUCGUUGGCUUGGUAAAACCGCGGUCGUUACCGGCGCUGGAUCCGGCAUGGGCGAAGCAAUUACAUGUGCUCUUCUGCGAAACGGAGUAAACGUGGGUGCUCUGGAUAUCCGGAAAGAAAGAUUGACGGAGCUCGAUGAGAAAUGUAAGCGAAAUCGUACUUCGGGUAAACUAUUUCCCAUAUGCUGCGACGUAACUGUCGAGUGUGAAAUUAAUAAGGCAUUCUCGACGAUCGAGACGUUGGGCAAUGUGGACAUCAUGGUCAAUUGUGCUGGCAUCAUUGAUUAUUCGCGCAUAAUUGAAAGUGAUAGGAAAAUGUUCGAAAAGCUGCUAAAUACUAAUGUGCUCGCGUAUGCUGUGACUAUGAACAAGGCCGUGAGCUCGAUGCGCAAGCGAAACGUCGAAGGGCACAUUUUCAAUAUCACCAGUGUUUUAGCUCACUUGAAUCCUAUACAAGGUAUGUCAGAUAAAGAUGGUUGCAACGGAUAUAAUUUGUAUCCUGCUAGUAAGUACGCCGCUCGCAUUAUGACUACCGCAGUACGACGAGAGAUAGCAGCCGUUCAGGCUCCUAUUCGAGUUACAAACAUCAGCCCUGGUGCAGUGAGAACUAACAUAAUUAAGGACAUGGAAGAAUUUCAUGAUUUGUUCGAUAGAAUACGGUGUAUUGAACCAGAAGAUGUGGCGAAUGCGCUCGUUUAUGUUCUUGGAACACGACCAGAAGUUCAGAUUACGGAGCUUACCAUCCAACCUACCUUGGAAAUAAUAUGAACAUUUUCAACAAGAUGCCCAUCUUAGCGCAUCAACAACUUUACGAGAAACUUGUGUUAAUAAUGGAGUAAGAAACUUAGGAUCGUGAACUAAGUUUACGCAUACGUUUUGGAUUGCAUGGAAAUAAAAUUUUCACAUCUAA
This is a messenger RNA of Linepithema humile (Argentine ant), 1147 nucleotides long. RefSeq names its product farnesol dehydrogenase. NCBI's taxonomy places the organism in Eukaryota, Metazoa, Arthropoda, Insecta, Hymenoptera, Formicidae. The record is from RefSeq and is a predicted model, not a curated record.